Molecule: messenger RNA, 963 nt
Organism: Eufriesea mexicana
Lineage: Eukaryota; Metazoa; Arthropoda; Insecta; Hymenoptera; Apidae
Product: chymotrypsin-2
Exons: 7
Coding region: 20-787 (255 amino acids)
Biological process (GO): proteolysis
Molecular function (GO): serine-type endopeptidase activity
Source: RefSeq, a predicted model, not a curated record
GAACGGUUCAACCGAAAAUAUGAAGACCACGUUCACGCUUCUUACGCUCUUCGCCAUCUGCAACGCGGGGCUGCUACCGAAGUACGACCCAAGGAUCGUGAACGGCGAGAAGGCGAAAGAGGGAGAGAUCCCGUACCAGGUGUCCCUUCAAAAUAGGGACAGCUCGUUCCACUUCUGCGGUGGCUCCAUUCUCAAUGAAAAUUAUGUCAUUACUGCGGCUCACUGCGUCUCGGGUAAACUGGCCAUCGAGCUGAAGGUAGUAGCUGGAACCACCAAUUUAGCCAAGCCAAACUAUGAACAUAACGUCGUUAAAAUCAUUAUGCACGAAGACUAUAACCCCUCGGAUUCUUGGAAGAACGACAUAAGUUUACUCAAGGUAGAGGUGCCAUUCGUGAAAUCGAAAUUGAUUUCUUUCGUCGUUCUCCCAUCGUCAAAGGAUGUCCUCAAGCCGAAUGAUGUGGCAACAGUCUCUGGAUGGGGCAGACUUUGGCAAGGUGGUCCGACGACUAUUUACUUGCAACGUGUAAACAUCUUGAUUGCUAAUCAAGAGUACUGCAGAUUAAUGUACAACAGAGAGAAUUACAACGUCUACGACUCGCAGAUUUGUGCUUACGAUCCAAGCACCCAGAAAGGAUCGUGUCACGGUGAUUCCGGUGGCCCGUUGACCGUGGGUGGAAAACUCGUUGGUCUCGUUUCUUGGGCAAUGGGCUGCGCCCUCACCGACUAUCCGACUGUCUACACCCGUGUGGCGUCUCACCUUAAUUGGAUAGAGGCAAACGCUGUGUAAAUCCAGCAAGUGAAACGUGAAGCAGAAGUCAACGUAAAACGCCAGCUCGGGACUUGAAUCUUUUUCACGCGGAACGUAGCACCUUCGUCGCUGUAAAUAAUCCGCCUCGGCUUUCGUAUCGCAUUUUGUAUAUGUGUUUGACGAAAAAUAAAUCGUUUAUUUGAUACGACAACGAA